This is a messenger RNA of Desarmillaria tabescens, 1669 nucleotides long. RefSeq lists its product as uncharacterized. Gene Ontology annotation, molecular function: FAD binding; oxidoreductase activity. Bases 264 to 1571 code for a protein of 435 amino acids. NCBI's taxonomy places the organism in Eukaryota, Fungi, Basidiomycota, Agaricomycetes, Agaricales, Physalacriaceae. The record is from RefSeq and is a predicted model, not a curated record. The transcript is spliced from 4 exons.
AACAUCCGGCACGUCGAUAUGUUCCCAGUCUAUUUCCUACAAGUGCGGUCUCCGAUUAACAGAUAUCUGACUGUCUGUGAAGUUGUCAUCUUGGCUCUAUUACAGAAUCUAAGUGAUGCAGGGUAGCUACAGCGGUGGCGAUUAGGCAAAGCGCUCUCGGUAGAACGGCGAAAUGUAAGAAUGAUUGAUUUACUACAAAAGCCAGGCCGCCAUCCUGUAAAGAUUUGGCAUAACGAUUUUCCUAUCUGGUCUUCGCUGUGUUCAUGCUGCCUUCGGAGACCUCUGUGCUCAUCAUCGGUGCAGGCCCAACGGGCCUCGCUGCUGCUAUCUCGCUUGCUCAACAAGGGAUCGAAGACUUCAUAAUUGUCGAUGCUGUCGUUGAGGGACAGAAUUCUUCUAGAGCUAGUGCAGUCCACGCAGCCACCCUGGAGGCACUUGACACCAUAGGAUGUGCAAGCCCCAUUAUCUCCAAAGGCAUGAUAGGCAAAGGGAUGAUGUUCAAAAGGAACACUGCAUCUUUUGCCAUGGCUGAGAUGGAGGAACUCACAGCUUAUACUCGCUUUCCUUAUGUUCUGUUCGUACCUCAGUAUAGCGUCGAAGAGGUCCUCAAUGCUAAACUCUGCGAGUUCGGCGCACAGGUCGUACGUCCUCUUCGUGCAGUGACUAUGAAGGGUUGCAAAGGGUACCAUGGCUUGGAGGUGUCUUUUGAAACAGGGGAGGUCAUUCGGGCCCGGUAUGUUAUUGGUGCUGAUGGAAAGCAAUCAACGGUGCGCCGGCUUGCAGGGAUCUCAUAUACCGAACCAGAUAGCAUAGCUGUCCAAGACUCUGUGGCCCAACUUGUCAUCGCUGAUGUCGUCUUUUCUCCGUCGAAGGAAGCCCAUAUAUCUAAGAGCUACCUUACCGGCAAUGUUUCUCCCGCCGGCGUAUUCUUGACGAUACCAAUGGCGCCACAGCCUGACCCCGUCACUGGUGAAGACGAAGAUGUCGUGAAAAUUAUUUUCAAUGUUCCCCGGUCGUCUGGACCACCGCCUUCCAACCCGUCUCUAUCCUACAUUCAAGAACACAUAAACAUGCAGGGACCUCCUCAUCUUUCGUCCGACUCCGCUGUGAACCCCCAUCCUGUACGCAUUACCAAGAUAGUUUGGUCGACCCGGUACAAGCUGAGUUCUGCGGUUGCCGAGCAGUUCGUUAAACGCAUUCAUAACGAGGACGGUUCCUUAGGGGGUACGGUAAUUGUCAUUGGCGAUGCCGGACAUACACAUUCACCUAUGGGAGGGCAAGGGAUGAACCUUGGCCUUCGAGACGCAAUCCUACUGGGUAUUGCGCUGAAGAGGAGCAUUCAGGAUCAUGAGGAGAAUAGUCAAGAGUUGGAAGAGUGGGGGAGGUCGAGGCAUUCGCGCGCACUCAAUACGAUCCGGACAACGAAGACACUUGCACAUUUUACAGAUCAUCUCAUCUCACAGAACUCGUUUGUAGCGGCCGUAGCAUAUUGGUCGUUCUGGCUUUUGACCAGAUUUCGUUUUGUCAAAAGAAUGAAUGCUUGGAGGCUUAGUGGCCUGGGGAAUGUGUAAAUGAUGAAGACGCUGUAAAAGAAUCACUGACACCGUGACCAUGUCUUGAUAGCACUUAUACAAGUACUAGACUUCAAUAUAUACACUUGUGAGUCUGC